AUGAUGGCCAAGCUCGUGGCGAUGGUGGGGAGGAGCGUGGCGGUUAAGUAUCAGCUCCCAAACGAGGAUUUGGACGCGCUCAUCUCGGUGGUCUGCGAGAAGGAUUUUGGGAGUAUGAUCGACGAGUAUCUCCGGAUGGAGGGCCGAGAUAGCAGCGCUCGUCCCAGGCUCUUGUUCUUCAUUCCGGCACCGACUCCACCGUCAUCGUCCUCUCCCAGACUGAGCGAAUCGAGAUCUCUGGACCAGCAGUUCAUCAAAGCGCUGAAUGGAAUGCCAGUGGCGAGCGGUGGAAACUCUGGUGCUGCUCCUUGGCCAUCCAGAGCUCUCGACGAGGAUCUCGAGUGUGGUCGUCCUGUGAAGCCGAUCAAGAUGCACAGGCAGCUCUCGGCCACGGACAGGAUCGCGGAGACGGCUUCCGGCUCGCCUAGCAGCAGGAGAGUAUCACCGCGGACGUCUCCGAGAGCUCCCGACAAGUGCCCCUCGGUGAGGAGCGCUAGAUCAUCACUCCUCCAGCAGCAGCUGCAGGACUCUCUCCACGAGCCGUGCAAGCAGCUAACAGUAGCGACGAGAGAGAAUUCGGCUGGAAGGAUCCCGCAGGAGAUGAUCGAGCCGGUGAUGAUACACCACUACUAUCCAGGCACCGAUCCUUGCUCAAGACAAGUCUUCAGCAAUGAGCCACCGACACCUUCGGUGGUAUCAACCAACCACUCUUUGAAAAUCACCACCACCACCAAUUACUCCACACAAUAG
Molecule: messenger RNA, 750 nt
Organism: Selaginella moellendorffii
Lineage: Eukaryota; Viridiplantae; Streptophyta; Lycopodiopsida; Selaginellales; Selaginellaceae
Exons: 2
Coding region: 1-750 (249 amino acids)
Molecular function (GO): protein binding
Source: RefSeq, a predicted model, not a curated record